GUUUGCCUUUGCCGUUUUUCUUACGCGCGCAGCCGGCGUGGCUGCGAGGAAGGGCCAUUCACCCCGCCGCUCUCGUGGGCGGCCUGUAACAGCACUCGUGCAACGGAGGAUGGCUCUGGGAGGUAACUCUGGAAGCCAUGGACAUGCUCUUCAGAAUAAGAGGAGGCUUGGAUUUGGCGUUUCAGCUAGCAACUACUGAUGAAGCAUCAGCAAAAAGUGCAUUGAAAUACGUUUUCAGUGAUCUUGCAAAUAAGCUGUCCUCAGAUGUUCUUGUAUUAAGAGUUUGCCACAGUUCAGUCUAUGUGUGGCCCAACAAUGGUAUCAACACUAUUCCAGAGCUGACUGAUGAUUCUGCUUGCAAGGAGAUAAAACGAUUUAUACACUUUGAUCAAGAUGAUGUGACCCGACGAAAGCUUGGCAAGAAAAAGGAUAAAAAGCUACAAGACAUGCAGCAGGUAAUCAAUAUUGACCUCAUGUUAGAGAUGACAUCUUCAUUAGAUGCUUUGGCUCCAGUCAUCGAAAGAGAAAAUAAGGAGCACCACUACAUUAAUAUGACAUUGCCAGUUGAUGUUGUUGUUUCUGUUUCUCCAGAAGAAACGUGGGGAAAGGUACAAAAUCUCCUGGUGAAAGCAAUUCACAAGCAAUUAACUGAUAUGGAAAGAUGCAUCAUGAAAUACAUGAAGGGAACAUCAAUUGUGGUACCAGAGCAGUUUCAUUUCAUGUUACCAGGAAAAAAUCACCUUGUAACAAUUUCCUAUCCUACAGGUAUUUCAGAUGAUCAACUGGAAAGUUAUAGAAAGGAAUUGCAUGAGUUGUUCAACCUGCCGUGUGACAGACCGUAUUUCAAGAGAGCAAACGCUUACCAUUUUCCAGAUGAACCAUAUAAAGAUGGCUAUCUCAGAAAUCCACAUUCACAUCUUAAUUCACCUGGUCCUGAGUCUGGUGUGGUUUAUUUGGUGCAUGGCACAUACAGUUACCAUCACUAUAUGCAAGAUCGGAUUGAUGACAGCGGCUGGGGCUGCGCUUAUCGGUCUUUGCAGACCAUCUGUUCUUGGUUCAAGCAGCAAGGUUAUGUUGAUGCACCUAUACCAACACACAAGGAAAUUCAGCAGGCCCUGGUUGAUGCUGGAGACAAACCUGCAGCAUUUGUUGGGUCACGGCAAUGGAUUGGUUCAAUUGAGGUGCAGCUUGUUUUGAAUCAACUCUUCGGAAUAACGUCAAAAAUAUUAUUUGUCAGCCAGGGUUCUGAACUCGCCUUGCAGGGAAGAGAACUUGCUAAUCAUUUCAAGACUGAAGGAACUCCAGUUAUGAUUGGUGGAGGUGUUUUGGCUCACACAAUACUAGGAGUGGCGUGGAAUGAAAUAACAGGGCAUAUAAAAUAUUUGAUUCUAGACCCACAUUACACUGGAGGAGAAGACCUGCAUGUUAUUUUGGAAAAGGGCUGGUGUGGUUGGAAGGGCCCGGACUUCUGGAGCAAGGAUGCCUAUUAUAACCUGUGCCUACCUCAACGACCAAAAACUAUUUAAAUCCCGGUCUUAUGCAAGAACAUGCUUAGCCAGAGUACUAGCAGGCCUAGAAGUAACUGUCUUUUUAGUUAGCAGACUAAUAUUUUAAAUUGAUCAAAACCCAGCUGAAAUAGAAAUGUUACAUAUAUAAUUUAAAUCAA
Molecule: messenger RNA, 1666 nt
Organism: Centrocercus urophasianus (Greater sage-grouse)
Lineage: Eukaryota; Metazoa; Chordata; Aves; Galliformes; Phasianidae
Gene: UFSP2
Product: UFM1 specific peptidase 2
Exons: 12
Coding region: 138-1526 (462 amino acids)
Source: RefSeq, a predicted model, not a curated record